Trichoderma reesei QM6a is the source of this 1323-nucleotide messenger RNA. RefSeq lists its product as uncharacterized. Gene Ontology annotation, biological process: proteolysis. Lineage: Eukaryota; Fungi; Ascomycota; Sordariomycetes; Hypocreales; Hypocreaceae. The coding region runs from base 43 to 1323 and encodes 426 amino acids. The record is from RefSeq and is a predicted model, not a curated record. The transcript is spliced from 3 exons. Gene Ontology annotation, molecular function: aspartic-type endopeptidase activity.
ACAUUUUCUCUUUUUUUUCUGCCGUUUCCAUAAUCCGCCAUCAUGAAGUUUCACGCAGCGGCUCUCACACUUGCGUGUUUAGCAAGCUCGGCCUCGGCCGGAGUGGCCCAGCCAAGGGCCGAUGAAGUCGAGUCGGCCGAGCAAGGCAAGACGUUCUCCCUUGAACAGAUUCCGAAUGAGCGUUACAAGGGCAACAUCCCCGCCGCCUACAUCUCGGCUCUGGCAAAGUACAGCCCUACUAUCCCGGACAAGAUCAAGCAUGCCAUUGAGAUCAACCCGGACCUGCACCGCAAGUUCAGCAAGCUUAUCAAUGCCGGCAACAUGACUGGCACUGCCGUUGCCUCUCCGCCUCCGGGAGCUGAUGCCGAAUAUGUGCUGCCUGUCAAGAUUGGCACCCCGCCCCAGACUCUGCCCCUGAACCUCGACACGGGCUCAUCUGAUCUCUGGGUCAUCUCGACCGACACUUACCCGCCGCAAGUCCAGGGCCAGACCCGGUACAACGUCAGCGCCUCGACGACCGCGCAGCGCCUCAUCGGCGAGUCGUGGGUGAUUCGGUACGGCGACGGCUCCAGCGCCAACGGCAUCGUGUACAAGGACCGGGUGCAGAUCGGCAACACCUUCUUCAACCAGCAGGCGGUGGAGUCGGCCGUCAACAUCUCCAACGAGAUCAGCGACGACAGCUUCUCGUCGGGCCUCCUGGGGGCGGCCAGCAGCGCGGCCAACACGGUGCGGCCGGACCGGCAGACGACGUACCUGGAGAACAUCAAGAGCCAGCUGGCGCGGCCCGUCUUCACGGCCAACCUCAAGAAGGGCAAGCCGGGCAACUACAACUUCGGGUACAUCAACGGCUCCGAGUACAUCGGCCCCAUCCAGUACGCCGCCAUCAACCCGUCGUCGCCGCUGUGGGAGGUCUCCGUCAGCGGCUACCGCGUCGGCAGCAACGACACAAAGUACGUGCCGCGCGUGUGGAACGCCAUCGCCGACACGGGCACCACGCUGCUGCUCGUGCCCAACGACAUUGUCAGCGCCUACUACGCCCAGGUCAAGGGCUCGACGUUCAGCAACGACGUCGGCAUGAUGCUCGUGCCCUGCGCCGCCACGCUGCCCGACUUUGCCUUUGGCCUGGGCAACUACCGCGGCGUCAUCCCCGGCUCGUACAUCAACUACGGCCGCAUGAACAAGACGUACUGCUACGGCGGCAUCCAGUCGUCCGAGGACGCGCCCUUUGCCGUGCUGGGCGACAUUGCCCUCAAGGCGCAGUUUGUCGUCUUUGACAUGGGCAACAAGGUUGUCGGAUUUGCCAACAAGAACACCAACGUCUAA